AUGGAAGCCGAUUGUUAUAGCAGGCUAUAUGACUACCUUCCUACUGAUAUCGAAGCAGUCAAGAAAGAUCCUUGCUACUGCGCAGGAUUUACUUUUGUUGUCAAAACUACAGAUGUUGUAGAACUAUUGAAAUGGUACGUUUUAUGUGCAUUGCAAAAGGAUUGUAUGGGUCCCUCUGGAGCUAAUCACACAUGCACGUUUGCAAAAGACGACCAAUUUACGAAAUAUGCGAAGUGCCACAGAUACGAUCAAUCCGUGGUCAAUAUUCUUCUGGCCAACUUAUUUGAGCACAAACCCAAUCGCUACGUCGUGUCUCAACCUGGAGGUGUAGAGUUAUGGAGAUUGAAGAAGAACGUCUAUGGAAAAGAGUUUUGGCACAUAACAAGAAACAUAUACUAUUAG
Cylicocyclus nassatus is the source of this 402-nucleotide messenger RNA. NCBI's taxonomy places the organism in Eukaryota, Metazoa, Nematoda, Chromadorea, Rhabditida, Strongylidae. The record is from the annotation of a GenBank genome assembly.